Molecule: messenger RNA, 1645 nt
Organism: Sphaerodactylus townsendi
Lineage: Eukaryota; Metazoa; Chordata; Lepidosauria; Squamata; Sphaerodactylidae
Gene: TWF1
Product: twinfilin actin binding protein 1
Exons: 9
Coding region: 25-1173 (382 amino acids)
Biological process (GO): actin filament depolymerization; regulation of lamellipodium assembly; positive regulation of neuron projection development
Cellular component (GO): myofibril; actin filament; cytoplasm
Molecular function (GO): actin monomer binding; actin filament binding
Source: RefSeq, a predicted model, not a curated record
AAUAAGAGUUGCUGAGUGGCGGCGAUGCGUCACGUGAGUUUCCCGGGCCGGUCUGCAGUGGUGCGGUCCCUACUACGGUUGCCCGAGCCAGAGGCUGCGCUUCCACGGCUGCUCAGCGCCAUGUCCCACCAGACCGGCAUCCAAGCUAGUGAAGAUGUCAAAGAGACUUUUGCAAGAGCCCGAAAUGGACAAUACAGAUUGUUAAAAAUAGUUAUUGAAAAUGAAAUGCUUAUUGUGGGAUCUGAUAAACAACCUGGUGAAUCCUGGGAAAAGGACUACGAUUUCUUUGUCCUCCCACUCCUUGAAGACAAGCAGCCAUGUUACAUAUUGUACAGAUUAGAUUCUCAAAAUGCCCAAGGAUAUGAAUGGAUCUUUAUUGCCUGGUCCCCAGAUCAUUCUCCUGUUCGUCAAAAAAUGUUGUAUGCAGCUACUCGAGCUACUUUGAAGAAAGAAUUUGGAGGCGGACAUAUUAAAGAUGAAGUGUUUGGAACAAACAAGGAUGAUGUUUCUUUGAAUGGAUAUCAAAAGUAUUUGGUAACUCAGUGUUCUCCUGCCCCUCUGACUGCAGCAGAAGAAGAACUUAGGCAAAUCAAGAUUAAUGAGGUACAAACUGAAGUCAGUGUUGAUACAAAACAUCAGACUCUACAAGGGGUAGCAUUUCCGAUAGCAAAAGAAGCACUCCAGGCACUGGAGGAACUGAAAAAUAAACAGCUGAACUAUGUGCAAUUGCAAAUUGAUAUGAAAAAUGAAAUGAUUGUCCUGGCUAGCACGCUCUCAACUGAACUGAAAGACUUACCAAAAAGGAUUCCUAAGGAUUCUGCACGUUACCAUUUUUUCCUCUACAAACAUUCCCAUGAAGGAGACUACUUGGAAUCAAUAGUUUUUAUCUACUCUAUGCCUGGCUAUAUGUGUAGUAUACGAGAGCGGAUGUUAUAUUCUAGCUGUAAGAGCCCUCUCUUGGACAUCGCAGAAGGACAGCUGUGGAUGCAGAUCAUCCGAAAAAUUGAAAUAGAUGAUGGAGAUGAGAUAACUGCUGACUUCCUUUAUGAAGAAGUCCAUCCUAAACAACACGCGCACAAACAGAGUUUUGCUAAGCCGAAAGGACCUGCAGGGAAAAGGGGAAUCCGAAGGUUGAUCAGGGGCCCAGCUGAAAGUGAAACACCUACCGACUAAAUUCAGCAAGGGCACCAGGAACAAAAACAUUCUGACAGUCUUCACUAAUGAAUUGAAAGCAUUCCGCACUGAUCUUUUCCGGGGUGGGGGGAGGAAUAUAUCUUGUUAUGUUUCCACUGCCCUAAUUUACCUACGUCACUUUAAAUUUUAUCAUCUCCAUGACUAAAACUAUAAGUUGAGAAACACACUCAUCUGAUGUUAUAUCGAAACCACAGAAUGCAUCCAUUAAUUCCUGUUAAAAUAUGCUCUUGCAUAGCUUGCAGUCAGUUUUGAUUGCUGAGUCUCACAUAGAGCUCUCGGUGACAUUUAUUUUUGCUAGUUUGACAAGAGCAUAUAAGAUAGGUAGACUAUGAAAUAAUUAUUUUAGUUGAUUCAUUUCCUAUCUGUCUUAGAGCCUCUUUACACAUUCAGACUUAUCUAGAGAUCUGCUCAAUUGUUUAUGGUAGGAUUUUUAAAUAAAUGUCUUCUCACA